Messenger RNA from Cervus elaphus (red deer), 1226 nucleotides. RefSeq names its product coiled-coil domain containing 54 (gene CCDC54). Bases 185 to 1171 code for a protein of 328 amino acids. The transcript has a single exon. NCBI's taxonomy places the organism in Eukaryota, Metazoa, Chordata, Mammalia, Artiodactyla, Cervidae. The record is from RefSeq and is a predicted model, not a curated record.
AGCUAUCCAUCAAAGAGGGCCUGCUAUUGCCCUUAAUGUUCUCCAUAGGACAUUCAACAAUAUCACCAGGAAAGAUACCCAACAAAAAGUAAGAGAAAAGCCAUUUCAUUCUUCGAUUUCUUUGCUUCUUUCUUUGAUUUUGGUCAGGUUUCCCAACACUUUGUCUCUUGUUUCAUUAUGAAAGAUGUACAAACUUCAAGCCAAAAGGGUAAAAGCUGCUGCUGGGCAGAUGUGGAAUUCAAAUUUCUCCAAGAUCAGACAAUCUCUUAAAAAUGCUUACCACAAAUGUAAUAAUCAGUACCCGAGUUCAACCACAUGUCCAACUAUGACUUCCCAUGACUGUGAUCAAGAGGACCUUAAUGCUGGUGAAGAAAUGAAUCUUCUAGUAAUGCUCCAAGAUAUUAAAACCACCCAGCUUGAACUCCUCAGCCAGAUGACUGGCAUGAUCUGUGCAUUAUCAAAAAUCCAGGAAAGGACUGACUUCUAUCAGAAGCAGAUGGAAAUACUGGAAACCAAAAUGAAUGUUAAUGAAAAUAAACAGUGUACAACAGCUGAAGAUAUCUUCUCUGUGAAGGAAGACGUUGAUGCUUUAAAGAGGAAGGUGACAGAACUGGGAAACCAGAAUUCUUGCUCCAAUGUACAUUGUUUAGAGGUUCUGGAUGGAGAAAAGGGUAAAGAGAUCAUAGAACUUCUUCACAAAGUCACACAACCAGAAACCUUGAAGAACACACUGACCUCUGUAGAUUCUGAAGUCUCUUCAGCAGAACCAGAGAAAGUGCUCAAUUAUCCUAAGUCCACUGAUCAUCUUGAGGAAAAAGCAAUAUCUCCCCAGAUUAAAGAUCUGAAGAAAAGUAACUAUCAAAAUGCAUUAAGAAGCUUUCAAAAAGCAAAGUCAAAUAUUUAUAUUUACCCAGACUUUAAUACAUGGAUCAAGCUAACUUUUGUCCAUGGAGGAAAGUGGAGAUUUUUCCUCAGUGCAACCAAGUUAGAGGAAUUCAUCCAGUGGCUUCUUUCCAGGCCAACCCUCCCUCCUGAGGAACCACAAGUCAUAACCCAGAAGUAUUGUCUUUUCACUGGGCCUAUCACAAGCUUGACCACCAUCUGUGUCUCUGUUUUCAACUACAUUUAUUGCCUUUUUGGUUCCUCAAAAGAAGAAGUAACUCGACUAUAGAGUAAUUCUCUGCUUUGCUUGGUACAAAAUAAAUGUAAGCUGGCCAUGCCAAGCA